This is a messenger RNA of Oncorhynchus keta (chum salmon), 10906 nucleotides long. Its product is annotated as ral GTPase-activating protein subunit alpha-1-like. The record is from RefSeq and is a predicted model, not a curated record. Gene Ontology annotation, cellular component: nucleus; cytoplasm. Gene Ontology annotation, biological process: positive regulation of GTPase activity; regulation of small GTPase mediated signal transduction. Bases 39 to 6527 code for a protein of 2162 amino acids. The transcript is spliced from 42 exons. Gene Ontology annotation, molecular function: GTPase activator activity. Lineage: Eukaryota; Metazoa; Chordata; Actinopteri; Salmoniformes; Salmonidae.
UGCCUCCUACACAGAUUCGUUCGUCUCCUUCUUUCGGAAUGUUCUCAAAAAAGCCUCAUGGGGACGUCAAAAAAUCAACACCGAAAGUGUUGGAUCCCAAAAAAGAUGUACUGACACGCCUAAAACACCUGCGGAUCGUUAUAGAAAAUGCAGAGUCGGGGGACCUGAAGCAUUUCUUUGACCAGUACUACUCUCACAUCUACUAUGUGUUCUUUGAGAACUUUGUUAUCAUUGAAGUCAGUCUCAAACAGAAAGGUCACAAAUCACAAAGGGAAGAACUUGACUCCAUUCUUUUCAUAUUCGAGAAAAUUCUGCAACUCCUACCAGAGCGAAUACAAGGACGAUGGCAGUUCCACAGCAUAGGCCUCAUUCUGAAGAAGUUGUUGCACACUGGGAACUCGUUAAAGAUCCGAAGGGAGGGUGUACGUCUGUUCCUGCUAUGGAUGCAGGCCUUGCAAGGCAACGCACUGAGAGAGCAGCUAUGGAUUUUUGCCUGUCUGAUCCCUGGCUUCCCAUCUCCCCAGUCAGAGCUUGGCCCUCGAACCCUGGACAACCUGGUCAACCCCCCUCUCAGCCUCCAGGAGACUCAAGUGACUCCAGAAGAGAUCAGUCCCCUGGUCCCUCCUCAGGCAGGGGAUAGAGCCCAGGAAGACCUCACAGGAUACUUUCUAGAGGCUCUUCUGAAAUACAUGGUAAACCAGGCCAAAAGUCUGGAGUGGAAGUGUAAAGACAACCACGAGAAGGGCUUUGCAUUCCUGUUUGGAAACUUCAAGAAAUAUUACCUGCCGCACAUAUUCCCCAACUUCUCCAAGGAGACCAGUUUGUACCAUCCCAUACUGGAGGUUCCUUCGAUGAGACCAAAGCCGUACUACAGUGUGGUGAAGAAAGACCCAGAGACCAACGAGGCAGUGUACUGUACCAAGGAGAGCCUCCUCAACGCCCGGGUCAUCUUCAUCCGCUGGCUGGUGUCCUUAUGGCUGGAGCCACGCUCCAACACUGGAACACACAUCCCCGGGGUGGACGGAGAGAGGGAGAGCGUUCCAAAGAACAUCCAGAGGGCAGCAGCAGGGCUGGCAGCGCGGGGACAUGGCCUGGGGGAGGACCUGGGCCCCAGGGCAGACAGCCUGGACAGAGCGAUUGGGUGUGAGCAGGAGCAGUCCCACUCCAACACCUCCACCCUGACGGAGAGGGAGCCCAGCUCCUCCAGCCUGUGUAGUAUGGACGAGGAGCACCUCACUGACAAGGAGGUGGUGAGACGAGUCCUCUGUUCCUCCAGGACUAACGUCAACUUCAUCACCGAGGUCUUCAGACAGGCCUUCCUGUUGCCGAUGUGUGAGGCUGCAGCCAUGAGGAAGGUGGUGCGGGUGUACCAGGAAUGGUUUGCCCAGGAGGACAAGCCUGUGUUUAUGAGGGAGCCGGAGGAAGAGAAGUUCUUUACCACGGUUGGAGGGAUCAACCUAGAGCCUGUACCCCAACAGGACGCUGAGAAGGAGGAGGGGGUGAAUAAAGUGUCUGAGAAAGAGCUGCUGGAGUACAGUGUGCAUGCCGGUGUUCAGCCCACUCUACAGGUGUUUGUCACCAACUCUGCCAACGUUUUUCUGCUGGAGCCAGCCAACGAGCUCAAGGUGUUGCUGGAGGAACAUGUUGACAUGUGCAAGAGAGUCCUCAACAUCUAUCGCAGCCUGGUCAUGCAUGAAACCAUGGACCAGAAGACAUGGGAGCAGAUCUUGCUGGUGCUGUUGAGGGUGACAGAGUGUGUGAUGAGGAGACCUCCCUCCAUCAUGCCCCAUGGCAAGAAGAACAUCACUCUCUCUGGGAGGCUGGCCGGGGCCGUCUUUCAGACCUUGAUAGUGGCCUGGAUCAAAGGGAACCUGAACGUGUACAUCUCCAGGGAGCUGUGGGACGACCUGCUGGCCGUGCUGUCCUCGCUCACCUGCUGGGAGGAGUUGGUCACAGAGUGGUCCCUCACCAUGGAGACGCUCACCAAAGUUCUGGCCCGCAACCUGUACAGUCUGGACCUCAACGAGCUGCCCCUGGACAAGCUGAGCGAACAGAAACAGAAGAAACACAAAGGGAAAGGGGGCGCUCACGAGGGCCAGAAGACGGCUGUGGGCCAUUCGUUCUCUAAGGGCUGGAGCAGGGACCAGCCUGGGAGCGGUCAAGCAGCAGCCAUGAGGCAGCGCAGUGCCACCACGGCUGGCUCCCCGGGUAUGGAGAAGGCCAGGAACAUCAUGCGCCAGAAGACUGUGGCCCUGCGUAGCUGCUCUACGGGCGACAGCUUCCUGUCCCAAGCCUUUAUCCGCAGCGCUAAAAGUGCCCCUGUCCUGAUCCAUCCUCUCCACCCUCUCCUGUCUGACUCUGUCCUCACCUCCCUAGCUGACGAGCUGGCAGAUAUGGAGGACCCCCCCAUGGUCAUGACCUCUCGGGCACCCAGGGUCCGCCACUGCUCCCAGAGCGAGAAUACCCCGGCCUCUGAGGUGUUCUCAGCAUCCAGUGACCUGGAACCCCAAGGGCCUCCGCUCCCCCGCAGCAGCAGCGCUUCUGACAUCAUGGAGCCCUUCAUCGCUGAGAGGGUCAAAGGCAACAAAGAGGACCCUUGUCAGACGGUGCGUGCUGUGCCCAGUGAUAACGGCAACCAAAACUUUGGAGACCUGAUGGAUGAAUUUAUCCAAGAGCGUCUGCGAGCGAGAGGCACCUCUGGCAUGACAAGGCGUGGCAGUAGCCCCUGUAGUCUGGAGAUCCCCAAAGACCUGCCGGAGCUCCUGGGCCGUCAGAACGUCUCACAACCUGUGGACGACCCCGGUGUGCCCUCUGAGUGGACCUCCCCCGCCAGCAGCAGCGACGUCAUCAGCUCCGACAGCCAAUCAGACUCCUUCAACGCCUUCCAGUACGCCAACUGCAAGUUGGAAAAUUUCAGCUUUGGUCCAGAUGGCUGUGGUGCGGGGUCUUUGGACCAGGAUAACGCUAGCCUUGGAGGGCUGCCCCAGACUGCAGAGGAACAGGAGUUGUCCAGCCUCACCACCCUGCACAUAGAUUCAGAGACGAGCAGUCUGAGCCAGCACGGCCUGUCUGCAGACACCAUCACCAUCACAGGUUCAGAGAGUGCGUCCCCGAUGCAUUCCCUGGGUGGUUCCUGCUCACAGAGCCCGUCUCCAGCCACCCUGACCGCUGAACACAUAGGGCUGCAGCACGAGGACCUGCAGCUGGAUGAGAAACAACAUCACUCUGUACUACACACUCCUGAUGACCUGGAAACCAGUGAGGUUCCUACAGAGGACUGCAGUGUGAUGGCCGGUGGCUCCCUGACCGGUUGGCACGCGGACAUUGCCACGGUGAUGUGGCGGAGGAUGCUAGGUAUUCUGGGUGAUGUGAACACCAUUAAGGACCCAGAGAUUCACGCGCAGGUCUUUGACUAUCUUUGUGAGCUGUGGCAGAACCUGGCCAAGAUCAGAGAUAAUCUGGGCAUCUCUCUGGACAACCAGUCAUCUCCUCCUCCCCCGGUCCUCAUCCCUCCCCUCCGGAUCCUCACCCCCUGGCUCUUCAAAGCGACCAUGCUGACAGAGAGGUACAAACAGGGGAAGCUACACGCCUACAAGCUCAUCUGUAAGAUCAUGAAGAGAAGGCAGGACGUUUCGCCCAACUCAGACUUCCUCACACACUUCUACAACAUCAUGCACUGUGGCCUUAUGCACGUCGACCAGGACAUAGUGAACACCAUCAUUAAGCACUGUUCUCCUCGGUUCUUCUCCAUCGGGCUGCCUGGAGCCACCAUGCUUAUCCUGGAUUUCAUCAUCGCAGCCAGCAGAGUCACAGCCUGCUCCUCCCUCAAUGCCCCACGGGUGGAGGCUCAGAUCCUGCUGGGGUCUCUGGUGUGUUUCCCUAACCUAUACGAGGAGCUGCCUGCCCUACACCCCACCACCGCUGACGUGGUCAUGACCAAGUUCAGAGACGUUAAGGAACACAUCAUCAAACACAUCCUGAGUUCAGCCAUAGAUGAGCCUUCAGCCCCAGCCAGGUGUGUGGCCCUGUGCAGUCUGGGUAUCUGGCUGUGUGAGGAGUUGGUCCACGGCACCCAGCAUCCUCAGAUCAAAGAAGCCCUCAAUGUCAUCUGUGUCACUCUAAAGUUUCCAAAUAAAACUGUCGCGCUGGUGGCCUCCGACAUUCUGCACUUGCUCAUAAACUAUGUCGAUGACCUUCAUAAAUUCCCCCUCGACACUCCAAAGAAAAUAGUUGAGAUCCUCAUAGCGACUAUCACUCACCUGCUUCCCACUACAGAAUCCUCGCCUCAUGAACUGGACAAGAGGUUGGUGGUGUCUCUGCUGUUGUGCCUGCUGGACUGGGUGAUGGCUCUGCCUCCUAAAACUUUGCUGCAGCCUGUCCAAACCCUCAGCCCCGACAAGGAGAAGCCAGACAAGUCUGUCCUCAGCUGUAUCUACAAGGUGCUGCAUGGCUGUGUGUAUGGGGCCCAGAACUUCAACAGCCCUAGGUAUUUCCCCAUGAACCUGUCAGACUUGACCAGUCCUGACUACGACCCCUUCCUGCUGCUGGAGAGUCUGAAGGAACCAGAGCCCCUCCACUCCCCUGACUCAGAACGCUCCUCCAAACUACAGCCUGUCACUGAGGUGCGGAGCCGUAUCCAGCACGGUCUGAUCUCCAUCGCUGCCAGGACAGUCAUCACCCACCUGGUCAACCACCUUGGGCACUACCCCAUGUCUGGAGGCCCUGCUACCCUGACCAGUCAGGUGUGUGAGAACAUGGACAACCCCUACAGCGAUAGCCCUGACCUGGCCCCAGAGCUCUUUGAUGGGCCAAACCUACAGUUCUUUGUCCUGAAUGGCACCACCCUCCUAUCCUGUCUGCAGGUCCGUGCUGAGGACGGUGUGCCUGGUGGAGGAAUGUCUGCAGGCCUCACCACCACCAGUGCCUGUGUGAGGGUUAUCGUCCGAGACAUCUCCGGAAAACACUCGUGGGAUUCGGCUGUGCUGUACGGGCCUCCUCACUGUGGUGUUCCCAAUCAGCCCCUGCACCUCUACAGUAACACACCAACAGAGAGAAUGACUACAGAGGGGGAGAAGAACUGGGUUGGAGACCCUAUAGAGAAGGAAGAAGAGGAGAGGGAAGAGGGGGCAGCACCAGAGGAGGAGGUGGUGGUGUUGGUGCUGGGAGAGGAGGAGCAGGGGGAGGCUGUGGAGGAGGAAGGAGAGGAAGAAAAGGAGAAAGUGGAAGGUGUGUUGGAGCUCAUGGCCCCGCAAGCUAAGCGUGUGUGUCGUGAGGCGGUCCCGUCCUGGAACUCCCUGCGAGAAGAAGAUGCUCUAGAUGAGAUGCUGCAGUACCUGGGUUACUCCAGCCCUGAGUGCCUUCAGCGUGCCGGAGGCCCCCUUAACAUCCCCGCCCCAUCCCCUGUCUGCGUGUCGGAGAAGCAGGAGAACGACGUGAUCAACGCCAUCCUGAAGCAGUGUGCAGAGGAGAGGGACUUUGCGGUGCACAGGGGGAAUGGGCUGAACAUGAGAGCUGUGGAGCAAGGGGAGCCAGGGCCUCAGAGGCCUCAGUCAGCCUUCUACUACUGCAGGCUGCUACUCAACAUCCUGGGCAUGAACUCCUGGGAGAAGAGGGGCAACUUCCAUCUCCUGAAGAAGAACGAGAAGCUGCUUAGAGAGCUUAAGAACCUCGACUCCAGGCAGUGUCGAGAGACGCACAAAAUAGCCGUGUUUUACGUGGCAGAGGGGCAGGAGGACAAGCACUCUAUCCUGUGUAAUACCAGGGGGAGUCAGGCCUAUGAGGACUUUGUCUCUGGGCUGGGCUGGGAGGUGAACUUGACCAGUCACUGUGGCUUUAUGGGAGGUCUUCAGCGGAACAAGAGCACUGGUCUGACCACGCCUUACUUUGCCACCUCCACCGUUGAGGUCAUGUUCCACGUCUCCACGCGGAUGCCCCCAGACUCAGACGACUCACUCACCAAAAAGCUAAGGCAUCUUGGGAAUGACGAGGUGCACAUUGUGUGGUCUGAGCACUCGCGGGACUACAGGAGAGGCAUCAUCCCUACGGAGUUUGGAGACGUCCUCAUUAUCAUCUACCCCAUGAAGAACCACAUGUACAGCAUCCAGAUCCUCAAGAAGCCAGAGGUACCAUUUUUUGGGCCCCUGUUCGAUGGAGCCAUAGUGGAUGAGAAGAUCCUUCCCACCAUGGUCCGGGCCACGGCUCUCAACGCCAGCAGGGCUCUUAAAUCCCUCAUCCCCCUUUACCAGAACUUCUACGAGGAGAGAGCGCGUUACCUGGAGACCAUCGUACAGCACCACCUGGAGCCAACCACCUUCGAGGACUAUGCAGCAAGAGUCUUCUGCCCCGCUCCCUACCUCCACCUGCCGUCAGACCCAGGCUCAUGCCUCGAGAGUCAGCAGGGAGAAAGUCCAGCAGCAGCGCUUCUAGACGGGGCCGACCAGUUAGCCUUGCCAAUGUCCCCUCGUACUAGCAAGAGCCGUAUGUCCAUGAAGCUCAGACGCUCCUCCGGCUCGGCCAACAAGACCUGAUCGGACUUUCCCUCCGCUGACCCUCCUCUGCGCCACACCCAGCGAGAGUUCACAGCCUUCAGAUGAAGAGACUGACUCUCUCUCUCUCUCUCUGUACCGUACAGCUAGGACUGCACUACACUGCAACUACCAGCCUUUACCUGCUAACAGCGAUGCAUGGCAUGUUAUGUACUCCAACUACAUGGACAUGGACACACCUGCCCUGCAUGGUCAGACUCCGCAUCUCCCCUACUGUACAACCCUACCAAGAUGCAGGAUUAGGCCCUUGAACAGAGCCAGGCCCUUGGGGGGCCAGCCCAGGGUCCCCAGGACUGAGCUUGUGCUAGCAAAGCUCCAACAGAAUUAACAUGUCUUUUGGGCAAGGUUUUCUAACUAUGCUCAUCACCACAAACGUUGCACUCCAGAGAAAUGUGGAAAGAGAGCAAAAUGUAAUAUAUUUAGAUAUAUUUAAGAAGCAGCAUCGGUUCCGUUGUGUACAGAAAGCGUAAAGGCAACAUGACAGAUGUGUAUUUUCAAUGUGAUUAGGAUUGUUGAUGGUUGAAAUCACUUGAUAUUUGACUGAGAUGAGGAGCUAGAGUGUUAUCUCUGCUGUGGUUGUAGCUGUUGUUGUCCCUGAGCAGAGUGAUCAAUAUCUAGUAUGCCAUUGCCCUGGCUCUCUGGGCCUCUGACCCACUAGGAAAGUGAUUGUAAGAACAUGAGCUUGUAAGAAAGUACAAAGAAACACAAAGUAAGAAACAUCUUAUUUUUCAUAUUUGGUCACUGUGUCCACCAGGAGACAUUUAUAUAUUUGUACUAUACUCUGUAUAUACAGAAGAGUUGCCACUUUCUUUAUGCUUGGACUGAAGCAAUGUUGGCUAGUGUUUGAUGAUAAGGAGUUUUGAGGUUGAAAUAAGUUUGUCUAUAGCGUUGUAAGAUGGAAAUUGUUUGGUUAAAGUGAAACAUUUCUUGUUACAUUUUCUUUUGAUUUUCACACUAAACUGUGGAACUGAUUGACUUUCUGAAUAUAAUAUUCACAACUGUUUGCCUUUUUAGGGGUCACAUAACAUUUUUAUUAUGAUUGUAAAUUUGGAUUUCACCUGAUAAAGAAUGUUACAGAUUAGGUUGUUUUGUUCAUAUACAACGUGUUGUAUUGAACCACCCCUUUUUUCCACUCAUGAUGAAUAUAUUAUAUGUAAGGGAUGAACGCAAACGUUAUGUACGUUACCUUGGAAAUAAUAGACCGCAGGUAAAUAAUGGAUCCUAGGUAAUGUACAGAACGUCAGCGUUUAUCCCACUCAUACCACAGUUGCCAAAGAAAACAAUACUAAAACACACAUUUACCUGUAGAAAUAAAAUGGUUUUGUUUUAUAUUUUUAGAAGUUAAUUUAUACUUCCUCGUCUUGUGGUUGCCAGAGACGCGACCCAGUCGUUCGUUCGAUUAGUACUAUGUCUCGUUACUUUAGUUCGAUCACUAUGCAGGCUGGCAAUGUUCUUCUCUCGUCAUGUAGCAUAGCUAGUUUAUCCCGUGAUUGCACAUGUUGGGACUAUUUGACAACACGGUUUGUAGGCUAAAAAGGCUAAGGUUUAGCUAUAUAUUUAAUGGCUUAAAAAUACAUAUUUCAUCAAUAUAAAGGCAGUGUGCAGAUAUGUUUCUUUUGAAGUUAUUGGAUUGUUUCCAACACAAGAAAAUAACUCAGAUGUGCAAGUGCUUUUUUUUUUCUUCCAUUUUUCAAUAUAAUAAUGGCAUCAAAAAACGAAUCAAUAUGAAAUGGUUUUUUUUUAAGAAACACCAAGACAGCCUACAUUUAAAAAAGUAAGAUUCAAAUAAUGCAAUAAGUUGUUUUGAUGUCAGGGGUUAAACAGCUUGUUAGGUUCUUCGGAGCUAGUUGUCUUGCCAGCUACUUGUUAAAAUUUAAUUGGAUGCUGCCAUUAAUGGUGAAAUGGGACAUCUUCAAGCCGUGGGGUAAGUCGAAUGACUCACUCGCUUGGUACCAUUUCCAUCUGUUUGUAUUGUUGUUGUUACUGCUGCUUGUGGUGGGGCUUUGUGGGCUCUCUACCUCAGAUGAGAGGAGGUGAUUCCAGCGCUUCCUCUCUGUCACAGAAGGCGCCCAGUAGCUCCUCAAACUGCUCUCGCACCUGUGCCUGGUUACAUUUAUAACUUGUAUGUACACCAGACCGGCAUUCGAUAGCAGCUCCACGGCUGUGCUCCGGAGGCUGCGGGUCGUGUAGUGCAUUGACAACCCGGCCUAUUCGCUGAGACACGGUAACAGGUUGCCGAGGUAGUGUACCACCAUCGGCUCUUAGAGUAGCCUACCAAAUGUUCUUCUUUGUUCAACUUGUGGGGAUCGCAGUGGGUGGCGGUAAAGGGAUGUAGCGUCUUGGGGACUCUUGGAGAGGUAUGUUUUCAAACUUGCCCGUGGGCGGUUUGGGUUGCCGGGCAAAGCAAAUAUUAACCCUUUGUGGUUCUCCUCAUUCGGGCUCGUUCGCCUCUUGGUGGUUUUUCGUCUCUGCAUUGUGGAAGAGACGGAGGUGGCCGAAUCCACUCCAUCCUCGUCCGUCUUGACCUGGAAAGAAGAAGGUCUCAGUCUCGAUUUCCCUCUGGCCCCACGCUUAGCGAGAUACAGCUGGAUAACCAGCCUUCCUCACUAGACCUGUAGCUGUUUCGGGGGAAACCGCAGGGGACUCUAGUAGCAGCUGGAGGUCAGCAGUAGAUAUGGGAAGGGGGAAGUGCUGAUGACUUUCCCCGAUCUCCUAUCCCUCUUCACAAGGGACUUGAAGACGUCCUUGCAUGUUUUGAAGCUGUCAUUGGUCAUGAUGCUGUGCCGCAUUACACGAUUUAUCCCGGCUACACAAAAUGAGGUACCGAGUACUCCUGUCCAUUUGUUGCGCGGAGGAUAUUGUUUAGCUCUUCUGGCCGGUAGCUGUCAAAUGUCCUUAUUCUCCUUGAGCCAAUCCCUUUCUGUUUUAACUACGCAUUAUAUUGUUUUUCUCAUGAAUUGUUUUUCUUCAUGUCGCUCCACUUCAAUUUUGGUGAGCGUCACGUCCAUAACUGUCUGCUCUCUGUGCGUUUUCUAUUUAUAUUGAUAAAGGGACUUUAUUUCCACCAUUCAGGCUUAGGAUAACUCCUCGACUUUAUAAAAAAUAAAAUGUAAUAAUUCCUCCAUCUUUUCUCCAUGUUUUAGGCUUGUAGCUAGGUGUAGGCUAAUCGUUGUAAAGUAGCUACUUUGUUUCACUGUCAGUUGUAAAUAUGUUGGCUCUUGUUACUUGUCUACGUCACGUGAUAUUUUCAUUCAUAAAUAGUUUUCAUUCAUAAAUGUGUAGUGAUUUAGAAUGUAAUAAGGCGCAUAUUGUGUCAUGAUUGCAAGGUGUCCGAUAUCUUUUCCAACUGUCCCGUUAUCUGGUUUUAAUGGCCAUUCUAGAAUGCCCUUCUAGCCAAUCAUAUCUGAGUAUUCAACAGUGCUGUGGUAUAGAUAUAGUGUUGAGGACAAUACCUGAACUGUGUACAUAUUUGAAUAUAGCUUCCAAAAAAUACCAAACCUAUAUUACCCUCAAGCCACGUAGACCAACAGUUGAAGGUGUGAACAAAUCUUCUGCUUAUUUCAUAUCAGAGGUCUGCUGCGUUUGACCUCUUCACAAAUCUUUCCUGCUGAAGUUGGCCAAUAUAAAUAACGCGGUAGCUUUAUCCACAGCUAGAACAAACUAAUGUAUGUUACGGUUCAGUGUCUGUCUGUGCAACAACACAAAGGAGGAUGGAAAGACAAGAGCAUCAAGCAGGUCUUCACUCCAGUUCCCAACUCUGUGUCCAUCUAUAAGACGACUAGCACAGAGCAAACGCUGCAUUUACAUUUUUUCUAUCAUUAUUUGCUUUCAGCUAUAGGUUCUCUACCAGAGAGGAAAGGGACUGUAAAAUGCCUGUUUUAGACCUUUCGGUUGAACGGUUAUAUCUUUUAAAAACUGCUACCAUGUCGAAGGUCAAAUCCACGUUAUUUUUGUGUUUUGUUUGAAUAUAUGAGUGAGGUCAGUUCCGAUUUAUUUUUUUAAUUAUUUUUUUAAAUGGCAGAGGAUGAGAACUAAAAACUUGCCAGAGAGAGCGAGAAAAUCAUGCUGCAUCCUUUACUUGAGGCUGAGGAGAUUGGAUGAGAUUGGUUAGCUCUCUCCCUGCACUCAGAGGUGACUGAAACCUGUGCAUACUGUAAAGUGAGUUUAUACUGUAUGUUACUAUUGACCAAAUGCUGCAUGGUGCCAGUACUAAUUGCAUGUGUUGCUAUAACAGCUACACAACACACACACACAAUUAAAAUAGUAUUGUCAAACUUGCAGUAUCUACACAUUUGUAAUGGUUGUUCCAGGAGGAGAGUGGCUGUGGAAUGGAAUUUGACAAUAAAACAUUCUUACCACAA